Molecule: messenger RNA, 2589 nt
Organism: Fraxinus pennsylvanica
Lineage: Eukaryota; Viridiplantae; Streptophyta; Magnoliopsida; Lamiales; Oleaceae
Source: the annotation of a GenBank genome assembly
AUGGCCGCCGCUAUGAACUUCUCAUCUCUCAGAUUCGAUUCCAACACCAUUUUUUCCGGGCCCAACAACCUCGGCCAGUCCCAACUUCACUCUCACAUUUUCCUCCAAAACAAGCAGCAGUUGCAGAGGAAUUUUAUUGAUUUCAAGAAGUUUGUCGUUGUUUGCGCUUCCACGAACACCGGUUCUGCUGUUAUACAGGAGAAGGGAGUGAGCGAUUCUGACUCGGGACUGAGUCGAAUCGAGUCACUGAGUCAGGUAUCCGGCGUGCUGGGCUGCCAGUGGGGUGAUGAAGGCAAAGGAAAGCUCGUAGACAUCCUCGCUAAGCACUUCGACAUCGUCGCUCGGUGUCAGGGUGGAGCUAAUGCUGGGCACACUAUUUAUAACUCAGAAGGCAAAAAGUUUGCACUUCACCUAGUUCCUUCUGGAAUUCUGAACGAGGAAACUAUCUGUGUGAUUGGUAAUGGAGUUGUGGUGCAUCUGCCAGGAUUCUUUAAAGAAAUUGACAGUCUUGAAUCUAAUGGUGUCUCUUGCAAAGGAAGGAUAUUGGUAUCUGACCGUGCUCAAUUGCUAUUUGAUUUUCAUCAAGAAGUUGAUGGGCUUAGAGAAGCUGAGCUUGCUAAAUCUUUCAUUGGUACCACUAGAAGAGGCAUUGGACCUUGCUAUUCAAGCAAGGUUAUCAGGAAUGGCAUAAGAGUAAGCGACUUGAGGCACAUGGAUACUUUCCCUCAGAAGCUUGAUCUUUUAUUGUCAGAUGCAGCUUCGAGAUUUAAAGGUUUUAACUAUGGCCCUGACAUGCUCAGGCAAGAAGUUGAACUAUACAAGAGAUUUGCUGAGAGGUUGGAACCCUAUAUUACUGAUACCGUGCAUUUCAUGAAUGAUGCUAUCUCUCAAAAAAGGAAGAUAUUAGUGGAAGGUGGUCAGGCAACCAUGUUAGAUAUCGACUUUGGAACCUAUCCCUUUGUUACUUCCUCUAGUCCAUCAGCUGGAGGGAUAUGUACAGGUCUUGGCAUCGCUCCUAGAGUUGUUGGUGAUCUUGUAGGUGUGGUCAAAGCAUACACUACAAGAGUUGGUUCAGGUCCAUUCCCAACCGAAAUUUUGGGUAAAGACGGCCUCUCGCUCUUGGCCCUCAAAGCAGCCAUUUCAGAAGACCCAUCAAAAGCUCUCAUUGCUUGGUCCGACUCAGAUUCAACUCCAUGCAAGUGGGAUGGGAUCACCUGUGAUCUCACUCACCAAAAGGUAACCUCCGUUUCUCUUUCCAACAAGAGUCUCUCAGGCUACAUUCCCUCGGAGGUUGGCGCACUGUCUUUUCUCACUUCUCUUGACCUCUCAUACAAUUAUUUCAGUGGACCCCUGCCACGCCAUAUUGCAACACUUCUGAACCUUGUUCAUCUCGAUCUAUCUUCAAAUAAGUUCAAUGGCACACUCCCUGAGAGCCUAAGCAAUUUAUCCCAGUUGACAGGGACUUUAAAUCUUUCUUACAAUGAAUUUUUCGGCGAAAUUCCGGCGAGUUUUGGCAGGUUACCGGUUACGGUCAGCCUGGAUCUCCAGCACAAUAAUCUCAGUGGAAAAAUACCUGAGGUGGGGUCACUUAUGAAUCAGGGCCCCACUGCAUUUUCUGGAAAUCCUUAUCUUUGGUUUGGUUUGGAAUUAGAGGAUUUGUUGAGGGCAUCUGCUUAUGUUGUUGGGAAAAGUAGGAGUGGGAUAGUGUACAAGGUGGUGGUGGGUGGAGGUGUCAAGGGGGGAGGAUCAGGUGUGGGGGGUUCAAUGGUGGUUGCAGUGAGGCGUCUCAGCGAGGAAGACACCACGUGGAGGUUUAAGGAGUUCGAAACCGAGAUGGAAGCCAUAUGUAGGGUUCAGCACUGUAGCAUUGUAAGGUUGAGAGCUUAUUACUAUGCCAGUGAUGAGAAGUUGCUGGUUUCUGAUUUCAUCUGCAAUGGAAGCCUGUACGGUGCACUACAUGGAGGACCUGUCAAUUCCUUGCCUCCGCUAUCAUGGGUGACAAGAUUGAGGAUUGCUCAAGAAACAGCACGUGGUCUACUCCACAUUCACGAAUGCAGCCCUAGAAAGUAUAUUCAUGGCAACAUUAAGUCAUCAAAAAUUCUUCUUGACAAUGACCUAAAACCUUUUAUCUCUGGGUUUGGCCUUAAUCGCCUUGUGCCUGGUACCUCAAAACUCACAAAUGCAGCUUUUGGAAAUCAGAACAUAAACCAAAUUGUUGCAAGUCCUAAAAGUUCAACUUUGUCAUCUAUUAUGUAUAUGGCACCCGAAGCUCGAGUUGCCGGCAGCAAACUUACGCAAAAAUGUGAUGUAUAUUCUUUUGGAAUCGUGCUUUUGGAGAUGCUGACUGGUCGACUACCAGAUGGGGGGCCAGAAAGUGAUGGCAAGACACUCGAGGGCCAUGUCAGGAAGGUGUUCCGUGAAGAACGACCAUUGUCUGAAAUAAUAGACCCUGCCAUUUUGCACGAGGUUCGUGCAAAGAAACAAGUUGUUGCAGCAUUUCAUAUUGCUUUAAACUGCACAGAACUGGAUCCAGAGUUACGACCUAGGAUGAGAACGGUUUCUAACAAUCUUGAUUGCAUUAAGCUGUAG